Molecule: messenger RNA, 2883 nt
Organism: Gloeophyllum trabeum ATCC 11539
Lineage: Eukaryota; Fungi; Basidiomycota; Agaricomycetes; Gloeophyllales; Gloeophyllaceae
Exons: 5
Coding region: 1-2562 (853 amino acids)
Source: RefSeq, a predicted model, not a curated record
AUGGCGGGCAGGCAUGCCGCAGUAGGCUGGCUUGUCGGGAUAGUCGUCGGAUGCGUGGUCCUCGUCCUCCUGCUGGUCCUACUGAUUGUGCCAUGGGCAAGGCGCCGUAGUCGGCUGAACCGAAGAAUGCGGAGAGAUGUCGAGCAGGUCUCGUCGCACGUCGCCACCUUGUCUCUGCAAUCCCCUGUAUCGAACCCUACUUGGCAGCGCACGUCUACGCUGGUCAGUGCGGUCAGGGCCAGCAAUGACGCCACGGGCAAUGCUCGCGAAUCUAAGGUUGACACCAAUGAGCCUACUGUAGAUGAGUCCGAUAUCUCCAUCAUAAGGUCGUCCUACGACGAGGGGCCGCUGCUCCGGAAGUCGGCCGAUGGUGCCCAGGCUUGGGAUAGGGCCUCUACCACCACCGGAGAAACCGGGUACUCAAAUAAGAAGCCAUUUAUGAGCAGCUACGAGGCUCCGUCAGCACCCCAGGUUUUGACAAUCUCGCAUCCCAAACCUGGGCUGCCCUGUUCCCCGCGGCCAUAUGAAACGCAAGCAGGACGGAGGGAGAUCACGCCUCCGCCAGUUUCUUAUCCGCCCAAGUUGAACUCUGAGCAUCCACCUCGUUCUAAGGCUGGACUGCCUCGCCAUCCGAUGGAACCGCUGAUCGAAAAGCGGGAAAGCUCACAAUCUGGCUUAUCAAAUCCUACCGAAGCGUCUACUCGCCUGAGCUCUCAGGUACCUGCGCAAACGAGCUCAGUGACUGUGGUCGUCGACCCAGUCGUUGUGCCUCCUGAGCCGUCGCGGGACGUACGCCAAGCUGGACCACCGUCUCCGGUGUCGCUUGUACCAAGCCACCGGUUAAUUUCAGCCUUUGAACGGAGUCCCCUAACGAGCAAUCCCUCGGUAUCAUCUAAUAGCAAAGAGACGGUCCGCAGCCAGACGUCCACGGCCACCACUGAAUCUGCCCCGCAACAUGCACUGAUGCCCUCAGAUGGCCAUGGCGUCCUCCCCUCCAUAACAUCCUCCCAGUCUUCCCAAUUUACUGUUAUCACAACACCGCCGAUUAGCGGGAAGAUCUCCCUACCACGACCUGGGUCGGAAAACGUUGGCCAGGCCCAGGCCGCUGCCGUCCUGCGCUCCUCCGACGCCAUCCGCGCCUUCAUGCAUGAGCGGGACGAUCAGGGAUGGCCGUUCCGGUCCAGCCUGCACUUUCCCUUCGAAUACCCGCACAUACCGUCCCCACCACCCUAUCCCCCUCCCACAACGCCUCUACCACCGACACCACGGGACGAUGAUGACACGCUCCGCCUCAGAUUAAUGUCGCUCCGGCGGCCACCGUCAGCAUCACUGUUGAUGGUUCCCAGGACGGGACAGGAUCAUGCACCGACGCGGUCACGAUCUGAUAGUGGGACCCGGCAGAGUGCGAUUCGACCACUUCCGCUGCCCAGGGUGCCUCAGUCUCCCCAAGCAGUUAGUGCAGCGACUGUACGUAUACCGGACCGCCUGCCCUCCUCCACAGAUCCGGAUGUGGUGGCGUCUGACAUCCAUGUGCCCGAGAAGAGCGUGCAAAGAUCUGUUCAUAGCGCAAAUGGUGAGCUCGCACACUCGCCUUUCAGAGAUCCCCCAGAGACUGCUCCGCUACCAGCGGAGAACGUGGUUUCUUUGAGGAAGAGUUGUGGUCUACCAAGCUCGGUAAGGCCUCUAUCAUCACCUCCCACUCGGAAACCCUCAGGCCCACGACAUCCAACGAAGCGCGGUCGUGACGCCCCGUUCCCCGUCGCGCAGGGAGCGAACGGCACCCACGACUCUUUCGCCACGUUAGUCACGGGAUCAUCCACCCUCCCAGUCUACCUACCCUCCGCUGUGGACGCGAACACCAUGGGCGCCGACGCGGAAAUGGCGCCGCCGCCAUACAGCUCUCCCCCCGAUGUAACCGAAUUCCAACACCGCCAAUCGCCGCCCCCGCGCAUACCCACUCUGCCGCCUAUGACUCCCCUGACCCUGCGCGCGAUAACAGCCGCUCUCGAGCACGAGCCGAUGCCCGAGUUCAAGCUCGACGACCUGCAGUCCAAGUCGAGCAGCGCGCGGAGCUCCCUCAGUAAGCCCGUGCUGCCCUCCAUAUGCACGCUGUCGACGCUGAGCCUGAGCCUCGGCGGCACGUCGCCUGAGCCUGCCCCUGCCCCAGGGACAGAGACAAAGCCGCCAGAGUCGCUCGCAGUGCGUGCUGCUGGACGGGAGUCGUCCACGUCAUCUACAGUGGUGGAGCCGCCAUCCAGCGGGGCGCGCCCGCAGUCGCUCGCUACGACAUCCACACACGCUUUUUACGAACAAAUAAUCAUCAUGGGUGCCAUAUUCUCUGCUAUCGGUGGUGCCAUUAACGCCAUCAUCUCCGCCAUUGCCUCCAUCCUUAUGACCAUCGUUUCCCUGAUCGUAACGAUCAUUGUCACGAUCAUCGACAUCAUCCUCGACAUCAUCUGCUGCAACUUCUGCCUGCCAGCACGUCGCUCAUCGAGGCGCACAGGUACACAUCGCUUCAAUUUUGGAGGACGCAGGGGAGCAGGGACGACCGCUGCGUACUAAGCAGUCCGUCGCCCGGUCGUUUCCCACCAGUUUCCCCAACGAAGGCCGUUGACGAUGAUGCGUUUCUUGACGAACAUACACGGGCGUGGAGGACGUUGAGACGUGAUGAUAUACCCACGUUUGUAUGCUUAUGUUAAUAUUGUACGAGCCCUAAUGUGUAGUUGUGCUUGGAACCGAGAACUAGACACACCUUGUUCUUUAUCUUCCCGUGACCCAUGUCUUCGUCGACGCCAAAGGCGUGCGUGAGUACAGUGGUUCGCGAAAGCUAAUGGAACCACUACUAUUCUGAAUGGUAGUUCGUGUACUUCCUCUGGAUUGGGG